CCGGAAUACGGAGAGAAUGGAAAUCUAGCCCGGACCGUGGAGGAGAGGAGAGGAGAGGGAAAGGGAAAGGAAGAGGCGGCGUGCCCACCGCGAGCACCAGCCACCAGCAACAGAACCACACGGCGCGAGUCAGUCCCUGUGGGGAGGGCCCUGCGUGUCAUCCUCCCGGCGGCAACCCAAUCCCCGCGGCCGCGUCGCCACGUGGCGCCACGGCGCUCGCCCGCCCCUAUUAAACCACACGGCCUGGGAGCGGAGGGGAGCCCAGGAAGCAAUCCGCUCGCUCGCCCGCCCGCCCGCCCACAUCGCGCCGCCGCCGCCGCCGCCGCCCGAUUCCGCAGCCACCGAACACAGACCCCCCGGCGCGGCGCCCGCCCAUGGAGGAUGCGGCGGAGACCGAGCAGCUGGAGGUGGCCGCCAUUCUGUGCGACAUAAGCAGGCUCGUGCGGUCGCGGCACCGGCGGCGCCAGCGCGCGCGCGCCGCGGCCCCGCACCUGGAGAUCCUCUCGUGGGGCCGGCGCCGGCCGCGGUCGAUGCCGGAGGUCAAGCCCUCCCCGGUCCCGGCUCCCGCCGCCGCCGAGAGGGGCGGGGCCGCUAGCCCCGACACCCCGCUCGCGUACCCGGAGAGCGGCGGGGACGACGCGCCGCCGGAGGACAAGGGCGAGGUCGCCGUAGCUCCCCCGCUGGACCAGUGGGCGGAGGAGGAACAGCAGCUCGGCGAGGCGGCGGCGAGCUUGUCCCAGCCCCGGGAGAACGCGCGUCCACUCCAGGUCGGGAGGAAGGAGCAGGAGGACCUGCCGGCGCUGGUGGUGCUGGACCUGAACGAGCCGGCGCGGGCGGCGGCCGACGACGAGGGGGAACAGCAGCCGGCGCGCGCGCGGGCGCGCGCGCGGGCCCGGGCUCGAGCGCAGGCGCGGGCGCAGGCAGCGGCCGACGACGAGGGCGAGGAGCAGCAGGAGGCCCGGGCGCGGGCGGCCGCGGCCGCCGCCGCCGCGGAGUGGUACCGGCAGGCGCAGCUGCGGGCCGCGCUGCAGAAGGCGGCCGUGUCGGCGGGCGCGCGCCGCCGCCGCCUCGAGAUCCUGCGGGCCAAGGCGGCGUGCCCGCUGGUGUCGAGCAGGAGCAGGGUGCGGCGCGCCGCCGGGUGCUGAGGGCGACGACGCGCGUCCAAGUUUUGAGGCGUGGCGGCCAGCCUAGUCGAACCGGACUAGCUGUAGCCUGUAGGGUGGCGGCGGCAGCGGCAGCAGCGUGCUACUGUAGCAGCUAAGUAUUUGUUGCAGUGCUAGUGAUUGUUUUUUUCCUUUCUUGGAUAAAGAAUGUUAGAAUGAGAUUGGGUGGGAGAACGAGGGGGAAGAGGAACUUCGAGGUGUUGUUCAUAUUCAGCAUGUGUAGAAGCUUGAUUUGAGUUGAGAGUGAGGCAAUGAGCGAGUUGACGUCGUCUGGAUCGUCUUGGAACACUGUCAGAUUUUGAUCAGCAGCAUAUCAGAAGUAACCAGAUAUCGAUUUAAUUGUAUCUACCAUCG
This is a messenger RNA of Zea mays, 1517 nucleotides long. RefSeq lists its product as uncharacterized. The coding region runs from base 375 to 1145 and encodes 256 amino acids. Lineage: Eukaryota; Viridiplantae; Streptophyta; Magnoliopsida; Poales; Poaceae. The record is from RefSeq and is a predicted model, not a curated record. The transcript is spliced from 3 exons.